Messenger RNA from Hibiscus syriacus, 1663 nucleotides. Its product is annotated as probable protein phosphatase 2C 73. Bases 513 to 1580 code for a protein of 355 amino acids. Gene Ontology annotation, molecular function: protein serine/threonine phosphatase activity. NCBI's taxonomy places the organism in Eukaryota, Viridiplantae, Streptophyta, Magnoliopsida, Malvales, Malvaceae. The transcript is spliced from 5 exons. Gene Ontology annotation, biological process: protein dephosphorylation. The record is from RefSeq and is a predicted model, not a curated record.
UACCUUCCAAGUUGCCACUAGCCCCAAUGUUUACAAACAUACUAAAAGAUCGCAAUUUCAACUUUCCCUUUCUUUCCCACUAUCCUUUCUUGGCAGCCAAACAGCAGGUGAUGGGGUAUAGCCAGCUAAGCCUGAAGUGUUAAGAGUCUAUCUGUUUACUAGUUGGUAUUUCUUUAGCUCCUCUCAAAUUUCCUAGUGGGGGAGGAUAUUUGAAUUCUUAUGACAUAAUGAAUAUUCUCUGUACAGCCUUUUAGAAUUAAAGUUUUAAUUUUUUUACUAUUAAUAAAUUGUUAGAUUCCCCACCUUUCUGAAUCAGAUUAUGUCUUUUACUGGCUAACAUUAUUACUCUUGUUCAAUGUGCUUUUAACCUUGUACUGCAUCUGAAGCAAUGUUCUGUCUUCUGUGACUAUAUGUAUUUGUUUUCAAAUGGACAGAUUUUGGAUCUACAACAAGUAAAACAACAACAAAAGUUUGUCUUUUUUUUGGUAGUGGUUAUUGAAUUCUAGAGGGCAAUGAGGCAAUUUUCCUCCAUGUUGAAUGGAUUAGCAAGGUCAUUGAGAGGGAAAAACUCCGGGAACGAUGACAGACGAGAGGCUGCCGAGGCAAUGGCGAAGGACGCGAAGAGAAACGACAUGAUUUUGAGGUCUUCGGGUUCGGUAAACGUCGAUGGUUCGAAUAAUUUUGCCUCGGUUUUCUCCAAGAGAGGCAGGAAAGGAGUGAAUCAGGAUUGUGCCAUUGUGUGGGAGGAAUUUGGAUGUCAAUCAGACAUGUUGUUUUGUGGGAUAUUUGAUGGGCAUGGUCCCUGGGGUCAUUUUGUAGCUAAAAAAGUUCGAGAAUCAAUGCCUUCAUCCUUGCUCUGCAAUUGGCAAGAGACUCUAGCUCAAGCAUCGCUCGACCCGGAUACUGAUUUAGAAUCCGAUAAAAAGCUUAAGAGGUUUCAUACAUGGAAGCACUCUUAUCUAAAGACUUGUGCCGCCGUUGAUCGCAAGCUCGAGCAGCAUAGGAAGAUCGAUUCCUUUUACAGUGGAACCACUGCGUUAACAAUUGUCAGACAGGGUGACCUCAUAUAUGUAGCCAACGUCGGUGAUUCUCGGGCUGUUUUGGCUACAACAUCAGACGAUGGGGACUUGGUUCCCAUUCAGCUUACCUUAGAUUUCAAGCCGAACUUACCUCAGGAGGCCGAGCGGAUAAUUCAGUGCAAAGGCCGGGUUUUCUGCCUGCAUGACGAGCCAGGGGUGCACAGGGUUUGGCUACCUGAUGAGGAGUCACCGGGGCUGGCGAUGUCAAGAGCUUUCGGGGACUACUGCAUAAAAGAUUACGGGCUUAUUUCGGUUCCAGAAGUCACACAACGACAUAUAACCUGCAGAGACCAAUUUGUUGUGCUUGCUACAGAUGGGGUAUGGGAUGUUGUAUCCAAUGAGGAAGCGAUUCGAAUAGUGUCUUCGAGACCGGACAAGGCAAAGGCAGCUAAGCGGCUGGUCGAGUUUGCCGUCCAGGCUUGGAAAAGGAAGAGGAAGGGCAUUGCAAUAGAUGAUAUUUCAGCCAUCUGCCUCUUCUUCCACUCUUCUCCCUUGGAAUGAAGUUGCUUUUGUUACAACUUCAACAGAGUUGUUAAUGUAAAUUGAGCGAAGAUUAUGGCUCUUACGUAUUGUUUUUUUUCUUA